AUGGAACCACCCAACUUCUUCGACCUCCUCGGCAAGGACCUCCUCCACGCCAUCCUCGACCACCUCCGCGACGACCCUUUUGCCCCAAAGUUUUUCUCCCAGGUCUGCAAAUCCUUCCACGACCUCGAGUCCACGCACCGCAUCACUCUCAAGCCGCGUCGCCUGGAUUUCCUCGCCAGAGCCCCUCAGCGCUACCCUUCCAUCAUCCACCUCGACCUCACGCUCUGUCCCUGCGUCGACGAUUUGGCCCUCAAGGCCCUCUCGCUCGCUUGGUGCUCUUCCCUGCGCUCCGUUGACCUCUCCAGGUCCAGGCUCUUCUCGCACGUGGGGCUCUCCGCCCUCGCUCUCAACUGCACGCGCCUGGUGGAGCUUGACUUGUCCAACAGGCCUGACCUCACCGACGUGGCGGCAAAGGCAGUCGCCGAGGCUGUGAACUUGGAGAGGCUGCGUUUGGGAAGGUGUAAGGGAAUAACGGAUUUGGGGAUUGGGUGCAUAGCUGUCCGGUGUGGCAAGUUGAGGCAUGUUGGGUUGAGGUGGUGCAUUCGUGUCACUGAUUAUGGGGCUGGUUUGAUUGCUAUGAAGUGCAAGGAGAUUCGGAGUUUGGAUCUUUCUUACAUGCCGAUCACAGAAAAAUGUCUUCAACAAAUCCUUCAAUUAGAACAUCUAGAAGAUUUGAUUCUUGAGCAUUGUCUUGGCAUUGAGGAUGACGGCCUUGCAACCCUCCAAGCAAACUGCAAGUCAAUGAAGAUGCUUAACUUGUCAAAAUGUCGAAUUGGUCGUGUUGGCAUAGCUUCUCUUACAAAUGUUGCUCAGAACCUAGAAAAGCUUAUCUUAUCCUCCAGCCUGGUUGUUACUCCCGUUGUAGCAAAAUGCCUACAAAGAUUUUCAAGACUGCAAUUGGUUAAACUCGAUGGUUGUCUGGGUACAAAGUCAGGAUUAAAAGCCAUCGGUAAUUCAUGCACCUCACUCAAAGAAUUGAACUUAAGCAAAUGUGUUGGAGUCACUGAUGAGAAUCUCUCCUUCCUUGUGAAAACAAACAAAGAUCUAGAGAAGUUAGACAUAACAUGCUGUCGCAUGAUAACACGGGAAUCCAUAUCCAGUCUAACAAAUUCAUGUUUACGGAUUACUUCCCUUCGAAUGGAAUCUUGUAGCUUGAUCAACAGAGAAGGUUUCUUGUUUAUUGGUCGGUGUCAACUGUUGGAAGAAUUAGAUGUCACAGAUACUGAAAUAGAUGACAUAGGGCUUUGUUCGAUCUCAAGAUGUACCAAACUUUCUAGUCUGAAGUUGGGCAUAUGCUUGACGAUAACUGAUAAUGGACUUAAGCAUAUUGCAAACAGUUGUUCAAAGCUCAGACAUCUUGAUCUCUACAGGAGCUCAAGAAUAACUGAUGAGGGAAUUGUUGCCAUUGCCCUUGGCUGUCCUUCACUUAAGGUAGUUAACAUUGCUUACAACUGCAACAUCACGGAUUCUUCACUAGCAUUUCUUUCAAAAUGCCAGAGAUUAAGAACUCUAGAAAUCCGAGGGUGCCCUCAUAUUUCACCACAGGGUCUCUCAAAUAUUGUUGCCGGUUGUAAGCAUCUUGAGAUUCUGGACAUAAAGAAGUGCCGCAAAAUUAAUGAUACUGGAAUGGUUCAGUUGGCUCAACAUUCUCUAAACCUAAAACAGAUAAAGCUGUCAUAUUGUUCAGUAACAGAUGUGGGGCUGAUUGCACUUGCUAGCAUAAGCUGCUUGCAGUACAUAUCCAUUUUUCACGUCGAGGGUUUAACUUCAAAUGGCCUGGUAGCUUUCCUUCUGGCUUGUCAAAAUUUGACUAAAGCGAAGUUACACGCAUGCUUUGAGUCAUUAAUACCUCAACAAAUUCUUAAAUACAUGGAAGCUCGUGGAUGUGUGCUUGUUUGGAGGGAAAAAACGUCUGAAGCCUCCGGGUAUCUACCUUUUGGACAUUUCGGCCCUUUAGCUCCAGCUAGUCAUAUGCAGGAAGUGAAUCAUAUGUGA
Molecule: messenger RNA, 1995 nt
Organism: Sphenostylis stenocarpa
Lineage: Eukaryota; Viridiplantae; Streptophyta; Magnoliopsida; Fabales; Fabaceae
Source: the annotation of a GenBank genome assembly